Molecule: messenger RNA, 4785 nt
Organism: Gigantopelta aegis
Lineage: Eukaryota; Metazoa; Mollusca; Gastropoda; Neomphalida; Peltospiridae
Exons: 3
Coding region: 2078-3718 (546 amino acids)
Biological process (GO): gamete generation
Molecular function (GO): 3'-5'-RNA exonuclease activity
Source: RefSeq, a predicted model, not a curated record
UCAUUGAAAUGUAUAUAAAUAACCUUAAAACAAAUGGACUAUGAGCUUUACUCACUCAGAAAUGUAUCGUAGUUUUUUAAUUUUGGGGAUGAUUUUUAAAUGUUCACUGUAAUUUAAAUGAAAACCCAAAUAUUCUGUCAGAGGUUGCAGUUUUGUUGUUACUGAAGUCCCAUGGCACAUACUUAACAAAAUAUUGGCAUAUACUUUGAUACAAUUACAACCAAAUUGGUGUUUGAAAAUCCGGACAAUGGAAAUGUUAAUGCAUCAAAACUGUAUUACUUUUUUGACAAUAUUUUUCCACAAUUUUUAACUGACACUGAAAAACAGGUUAUAACACAACUUCACGUGGUUAAUCGAUUCUCAAUAUUGACAUUUAAUGCUGUGAUGUGCCAUUUGAAUAUGACAUUCUUCAAAUAAUUCAAGGUUUCUUUGGUUGGAACAUUUUUCUAUAUCAGUGAUCAUUUUCACAGACGGAUUUUAAAUGAAAGAGUGUGGCGUAUGCUGAACAUGCCAGACAAUGUUGGAAAUGAUUGGUUAUUAUACUGGUGAAACAAACAAUUCAUGUAGGUUCUUCCAGUAUUUUAAUUCACAUUCAUAUAGACAUUAUGUAUAUCAACAUUAAAAUCAUUAUCUGUGCCUCUUAAAACUAUAACAUACUUUCAUCCAACAACAUUGUAAAAAAUGCCUGAUUAUUAUUAUGCUGAUGAACUUGAAAUUUUGCCCGAUCAUAUUACAACAUCGGUUUUAGCUGCAGACAAACCCAUUACAAAUGGACUCUUGCUGGAUCUUUGGAAAAUGAAACAGGAAACUCCCAAUAUAUCCACAGGACAUAUCUGUAAAUUCUUGAAUGUAAACACCAGUUAUCAAGACAUACUGGUAACAAGAAUAAGUCAGUUAAAGGCUAAGUGUAAAAACAGACGGGGAAAAUAUCUGAAACAUUUUCUUUAUAUGCCAUUUGAACUACCUCUUCCUUGGACAUCAAAACAGGCCGCCACCAUCAUUAACAAGUUACACAAUCAAUUGGUCACUGAGACUGAAAAACAGAAAGAAUGGAAAAAAGAAAAAUUUUACCUAAAAAGGAAAUGUGAUCGCGUUCAACAUAGCAGGGAUGUGAAACAGGCUAAAAUCUCAAAAUUACAGGAAACAAUCACUGGACAACAAAAAGAAACCAAGAAACUUGCUUCACACAUUAAGAAAUCAACAGUUUUGCAUGACAAAGUUGACAGUACUUUACAUUUCAGCAAGUCAAUGCUUGAAAAUGAAGUAAAACGGCUUAAUGAUAAAAUCUUUUCAUUGGAGGUGACAAAUAAUAAUUUAAUAUUGACUAACAAAUCCAUUUUGGACAAAAAUUGUGAGCUUAAAAUGAAAUUAGACAAUGCUUCUUCCUCUAUUACAGACCUGAAUAACAGUAUUCAAUAUUUGGAAAGCACCAUCAAUGACUUAAAAGAGUAAUUAUCUGCAAUUGUAUGAUACAGAACAACGAAUGUUUACAACUGACACUGAACUUGCCGUCAUGAAAUUACUUGACUGUAAAGUUGCAUUUGACAAUGUUGGUAAUGUUAUUGCAGCUGUAUCUACCUUGUGUGGCAAAACUCAGAUUGAUAGACUCCCAAUUGAAGCAACGGUUCGUAAGUGGAAUAGCAGGAGAUUAGGAUUAUCACAAAUGCAAGUAGCCGAAACAGUCACCACUGGAAGCACAUUAACCCUUUAUACAGAUGAAACCUCAAAACGCGGGGAAAAGUAUGGUGGAUAUCAUGGUAGCGACGAGGAAGGCAAUUUGUGGGUACUGGGUUUACGGAAUAUGGCAAACAAAUCGAGUCAGACGACCCUUGAUACCUUUAAAAUGGUACUAUUAGACCUAGACAAAAGCGUGAAUCAUGCCAGUACAAGUUCCAGCUAUUCAAAGGGAAAUGUGGGAGACCAUAUAAUUAGUAAAAUCUGGUGUACAAUGUCAGACCAGGCAGCGACUGAAAAACAUUUCAGUGAUUUACUGACAGAGUACUGAAAAGACGUUUUGCCAUCAGUGACCGAAAACUGUCAUUUGCUGGAUGAUAAUCAGAGAAGUGCAAGUUCCCAAAUGUACAACUUUUUCUGUGGUUUACAUUUACUUGUCAACCUUGCUGAGGUCAGCAACAUUAGCUUGGCCAAGUUUGAAAAUAGUUUGGAACGGCAAGAUAAAGGUGCUGCUACUCUUUCAGCAACUGCUUCUUUUACUAAGAAAUCAGAGUUGGGUGUUGUCCGUUUCGUCCGUACCGCUUGUAAGGUUUUCACAAAAGGAGGUGACGAAAAGAAUGGUGCAUACAGAGCCUUUUCAGAUUACAUCGUACAACACAAAGAUGAGAUUAUUCGCCUGGCACCAUUUCGUGGAAACCGCUUCAACAUUUUAUUUCUGGAUGGAGGUCUGAUAUAUUAUUAUGCUCGUGAUAUAACCGAGUUUUUAAGUAAUAUUCAUGGCACAUCAAAUACUCUCCUGAAAGCAGUACUUGCUGACUCCAAAAUACCUACCUACGUGGCAGCUACCAAGGCUGUGGGUCUUUUAGAAAAGCAAGUUACCUCACAUCUGUGGAAGAUCAUUGAGAGGAAGGGUCACAUAUUUGACAUGAAUGGACAUUAUUUGACUCUGUUGAUGUUUCUAAAAGAAGCCUCCGUUGACAGUUCACGAUUUCUUUGUGGAAUGCAUGUUCCUUUUCCAGAAGAAAUAAAGAAGGAUAAAGUUUUAGAGCAUCUUCUUCAAGAAAGCGACAACGACAUUAUCUGUCAACGGAUGCUUCAGUUCCUACUUACAGCGUGGGUAGCUUACAUGGAGAAAGCUGUAAAAGACCAUUUACCUGGAGGUAAAUAUGCAGCAGUUACUGAGGAAAUGAAAGAAUACACAAAAUCGAGUUUGAGGCAUAAUAACUUCCCGGAAAGCAUUUUUGGCUUGUUGGACCACUUAAUUACUGUUCGACCAAAUGCAACUACAACUACGUUAUGUAAUGAAGCAUACAUAAUGUUUUUAAAGAACAAGAAGUAUGACUGGCUGGCAGCAAAACCUGAAGAAGAAAGAAAACAGUUGUUGAAAACAUGCCAUACCCUGACAUGGAAAACCUUACAAGAAUUUAAGUAUCGCUGCAAUCUUAUAUCAGAAACCCGAAAACAACAAGAAGAACAAAAAAAGGCCAAGCUCCUUAAAGAAAGAGAAAGAUUGUUUAAACAAAAGGAACACAUGACUAAAGAUGUUGUUUAUUAUGGGUUGUGGCAGUCAGAAGAAGACAUUAACAGGAAUGUUAAAGAAUUAUUAAAAGAAAGCAAAGAAGAAUGCAGAAAGGCACUUUGUUGUCAGCUGGUAUUUUGGAAAAAUGUGCUGAAUCAAUACUAUGCGGACAGAAGCAUCUUCAACACAACACAGCGCAACAAGGUAUCUUUAACAAUUGACGACUUGGUGAGAAACCUUUCACAAUUUGUUCAGGAUUCUUUGUCAUCAUGUGAUAAUGACGAAGCAUGUGUAUCUGGCCAACCGUUGCUGGUAGGAAAGACAAUCCUUCAUCAUUUCAAAGACAGUGAUAAUACUGAUAGUUGCACUGACUACACAAGCUACGUCAUAAACACUGUUCCUGGUUAUCCCAGCUGGUACAACGUGACGUACAGAGGUGAUGCUGCAGUGUACACCUAUCAGCUACAAGAAUGUUAUGCAGAUGGUUCUUUGAAGAUUGUUGAUGAUAACUUUACGAGCAUCUGAGGUCGGGUAUUUCAGUAGUUGGGGUGCAAAUGUCAAAUCAGCCAUCAUGAUUGGGAUGAUUGGGACGGUGCGGUUGCAAACAAACUUCAUUCUGUCACGCCAGUCCUGAGAAUCUGACCUACUUCCUGUGGGGAGGGUCGCUUCUCUGCGCUUACAGACACCAUGGCUUUAUUCCUUGGGAUGAUGACUUUGAUAUCGUCAUGAACGGAUCGGACUAGAGGAAAAUUUGUAGUGUAUUGUCCCACAUCGAGGGAUACGGUCUACAAGCUCCCGGCGACAAUCACUGGAAGUUUUACAAGGAGGAUCUAUUACCAGUUCCAGAGCAAUUGUUUACCUGGCCAUUUCUUGAUAUCCUCUUCUACCGAGAUGACUUAACGUACAUGUGGGCUUUGUCUACAUCAAUCAAGUUCGAACUGGUCAAUCCCAUCGAGGACAUCUUCCCACUUCAGUUAUGCGCUUUUGAACAUCUCUUUGUUGCCGUGCCCUGCAAGAUGGAGGAAAUUGUCCUUCUGUAUGGAGUAAAUGACUGUUACUCGCCCAGCUGCACUCACAAGAAUGGCAACCCGAUCAAUUCUGUGUACAUGCCAUGCCAACAGUUACACAGCAUUUUUCCUUUCGUUUUCCGGCAAAAAGAUAGCAAUUCAGGAACUGUUCUUGAAACGCUGAAACAAGGGAAUAGAAUAUUCAGAAAUGUUUCAGUCCCCCAACAGCAAUGUGCAAGGAGAAGAUGAUGCGUGGUGAACACAAUGUAUUUCAGACAGCAGUUAAGACAUUCCCAACGUCCACACAUUUGAUUCCACAUGAAAUACACUUGGAGCUGUUAUAAGCAUAAGGAUGACAAACACAUGUUGUAUUUGCCACAGUUUAAUGUGUUAUGUACAAGUUUAAAAAAAUACCCUGAACUAUUCCAUAAUGCUCCAAAAGUAGGAUGCGUAUAUAUAUAUGUUUUGUUUGUUUACUAUUUGUUUUAUUCGAUUUAGAACAGUCCUAGAACAAAUGUUCCAAUGUUUCCAGCUGUGUAUGAAAAAUCUCAGAGAUAAAUGAUUCUAUAUAUUCUAUUUUAAAAA